Molecule: messenger RNA, 1220 nt
Organism: Danio aesculapii
Lineage: Eukaryota; Metazoa; Chordata; Actinopteri; Cypriniformes; Danionidae
Gene: sumo3b
Product: small ubiquitin like modifier 3b
Exons: 4
Coding region: 104-388 (94 amino acids)
Biological process (GO): protein sumoylation
Cellular component (GO): nucleus
Molecular function (GO): ubiquitin-like protein ligase binding; protein tag activity
Source: RefSeq, a predicted model, not a curated record
UUUGCGCGUUCUUGCCGAGCGCGGGGAGGACAGAAGCGGGUAGUAGCGCACUCGUGCCGCCGUCACAUCCACAUUCAGCCGGAGAAUCCACAUUUCUACAAAAAUGUCAGAAGAGAAGCCAAAGGAGGGAGUCAAGACUGAAAAUGACCACAUCAACCUGAAAGUAGCGGGUCAGGAUGGGUCUGUGGUACAGUUUAAAAUCAAGAGGCACACUCCUCUCAGCAAACUGAUGAAGGCCUACUGCGAGAGACAGGGUUUAUCCAUAAGGCAAAUCAGGUUCCGGUUUGAUGGUCAGCCUAUCAAUGAGACGGACACACCUGCACAGCUGGAGAUGGAAGAUGAAGACACUAUCGAUGUAUUCCAGCAACAGACUGGUGGAUCCUGCUAAAACAUCAAGCACCAUGUGGAUGAAGUUUCUUCAUUUGUGCUCCUCUUCACUUCCACUGCAGUUCAGGGCCCGAAUGGAAGAGGCUUUGGAAAUCUAAUGUAUAAGUUAAACUAUUUCCCCCUUUUUUUUUCUUUUUUUUUAAUCCAAAGACCUCAUUUCCAUUUUUCAGUGUUCUCCCUGAGCUGAUUUGGAAAUGACAGUUUUUGUUUUUCUCCCCCUCCUCUACCCUUUUGGAGUUUAUUGUAUGCUUGUUAUAUACAUUUUUGUAUUCUGUACGUAUGUUUGCACCUCCCCCAUCUAUUUUUAUAUACAAGGAGGGAUGUUUUGUGAAAGGAUGUUUGUGACUUCUUAAUAUGGUCUCAGAUUUUGUUUAAUUGCGGUAAACGGCUAAACUUCAAGACGCCCUUUUUAUGGACUGUUUCUCAUGUCGGCAUUGCAAUGUUGUGUUUCUCUUACAACUCAGGUUUGAUGAAGCUAGAUCGUGGAUUGUUUUUCAGUAGACAUUUUUAAUUUUAAAAAGCUUUGAUGCAUUUGUCUUUAAAAGUUGGCUAUUUGCUUCAGUAUGCGUUUCAUGAUGUACAAAUGAAGUUGGCCUUGAUUUUAUUGUCCUAUAAUUUGCCCUCCACAAAUAUGUCAUAUUGUAAAUGCCACUCAUUUAGGCUCAUUGGCACAUCAAGUGUAUGAAUAGCUGAUCUGCUGUGAAUGCAGCUCAACUCAUGCCAGAUUGGUGUGAGGAUUCAUUGUAAUAGGAAUGGCAGGGGUGUUUUUGGAGAGCAGAGGAUCCUGUGUUGGCCAAUUACUACUGUAUAUAAUAAAUCUAGUUUGAUACUGA